AUGAGAUCCAUCAGAAAAAGCGGCGAGAGCACUUGUCCAAAAAAACGAAGGAAUUACCAGUUCAUUUCAAUUAAACAGACGAGCUCAUUUGAAGCCUUGAAAACUCUUCCAGGUCUCGCGCCUUCUAAGCAACUCACGCCGGAUGCUAUAUUCAGUGUUGUGCAAAGGGAGCUCAAGCAGGUCAAGCUUGAUUCGCUGAAGAUAAACGAGUGCGUUCUCCACGAUAUAUCCUCCGAAGCUGCUCAAACAGAUAAGAUUGAACAUCAAUUGCAGGUUUCAAUGCGAAAGCUACAUCGGCACUAUAGAAGGAUUAUCAAGAGGAGGGAGGUGUUGGAAAACUCCACCUCGAGGAACAUAGAGUGCUGUUCCGCUGCAGUAACUAAGAUCGAAGUGUUGCUUGAAUCAUUGAAAGAGCUGUCAGACCCCCUUGUUUCAUUAAUCUACAAGAAGGAUGCUAGAUUGCCUCUUAAAAAUAGAUUAUCUAGCGAUCAGGGAAUAAAUCGUCAACACUACCCUCUUCUGUUUGAAGCGCUUAAAAAAUAUGAAUCAAAUCAUAAAUCCCAAAAGAACAACCAAUCUGCGAUUCCUGCACAGUCAAGGGCGCCUUCAUGUAAAUCAGAUACAGAUCUAUCAGCCCUUAAGGAGGCUCCUGGACAAAAAAACGAGGCCUCCUGUGAACCUAAAUCGGGCCCCGAGAGCGCCACGCCUCCGUGUGAGAAUAACAACAGUCUGCACAGCUCGGAAACCUCUCCUGUGCCAGAGAUCAGUAGUUUUACGAACCAGCAUACACACCUCGGGACAGCGAAAGCAUCCAUUCCGGAGUUUAUGCUAAUGCCUCAGUUUCGCAAAGCAUCAAGAGCUUCUGUAAUCACGACCUAUGAACAAGCUUGUCACCCAUGUCAAGUUGAAGAUCAAGAGGUUUUCGGAAAGCUUGCUGGCAGCCUACAUAAGAACCUAGAUAUCCGCAAAUAG
Lachancea thermotolerans CBS 6340 is the source of this 972-nucleotide messenger RNA. RefSeq names its product Vab2p (gene VAB2). The transcript has a single exon. The coding region runs from base 1 to 972 and encodes 323 amino acids. The record is from RefSeq and is a predicted model, not a curated record. Lineage: Eukaryota; Fungi; Ascomycota; Saccharomycetes; Saccharomycetales; Saccharomycetaceae.